Cajanus cajan (pigeon pea) is the source of this 1581-nucleotide messenger RNA. Its product is annotated as flavonoid 3'-monooxygenase. Lineage: Eukaryota; Viridiplantae; Streptophyta; Magnoliopsida; Fabales; Fabaceae. Gene Ontology annotation, molecular function: heme binding; monooxygenase activity; iron ion binding. The record is from RefSeq and is a predicted model, not a curated record.
AGUAAACCACGCUCCACGCAUACACAUACAUAAACCAUGUUUGGGCUUAUAGUUUUUGCUACCAUUGUAGCAGCGAUCGUUAUUUACGAGGUUUUGAAGCUCAUAAGGAGGCCUUCAUUACCUCUGCCACCAGGGCCGAGGCCAUGGCCCAUUGUGGGAAACUUGCCUCAAGUGGGCCGGGCGCCGCACCGGGGCCUGACAGCCUUGGCCCAGACUUAUGGGCCGCUGAUGCACCUCCGCUUCGGCGCCACUGACGUGGUGGUGGCGGCUUCUGCCUCCGUGGCGGAGCAGUUCUUGAAGGUCCACGACACGAAUUUCUGCAACCGGCCCUUAAACUUCAAGACCACAUACUUGACCUAUAACAAACAAGACCUUAUUUUUGCUCCCUACGGCCCACGCUGGCGGUUGCUGCGCAAAAUAAGUGCCCUUCACAUGUUCUCCGGUAAGGCCGUGGAUCAUUUUAGUCAACUGCGACAGGAAGAGGUGGAGAGAUUGAUACGUAAUUUAGCAAGAUCUGAAUCUGAAGCAGUGAACUUGGGACAAUUGUUGAAUGUACAUAUCACCAACACAUUGACAAGGAUAAUGAUAGGACGACGACUUUUCAAUGACAAUGAUAGUUGUGAUCAUAGGGCAAACGAGUUUAAAUCUAUGGUGGUGGAACUUAUGGUAUUGCUUGGAGCUUCCAAUAUUGGAGACUUCAUUCCUAUCUUAAACUGGUUGGACCUUCAAGGAGUGAAAGCUCAAACGAAGAAUUUACAUAAGUGGUUUGAUGUAUUUUUAACCUCUAUUCUUAAGGAACACAAGAUUUCCAGGAAUGAGCAACAACAAGACUUCUUGAGUGCAAUUUUGUCACAUAAAGAAACUCCUGAAGAAGGAGGUGAAUUGCUUGAACCAGAGAUCAAAGCAAUAUUUGCGGACAUGUUAAUUGCUGGGACAGACACAUCAUCAAGCACAAUAGAAUGGGCAAUUGCAGAACUAAUUAGGAACCCACAAAUUAUGGUUAAGGUCCAACAAGAGUUAAAUAUUGUUGUGGGUCGAGAUAGGCUUGUAACUGAACUAGAUUUACCCUACCUUUCUUACUUACAAGCCGUGGUGAAGGAAACAUUACGUCUCCACCCACCAACCCCCAUUUCCCUCCCACGAAUUGCUGAAGAAAGUUGUGAGAUAUUCGGUUACCGCAUCCCUAAAGGUGCAACUCUUUUGGUCAAUAUUUGGGCCAUUGGACGUGACCCAAGGGAAUGGCUUAACCCAUUAGAGUUCAAGCCUGAAAGGUUUCUCCCUAAUAGUGAGAAGGCUAGUAUAGAUGUUAAAGGCAAUAGCUUUGAAGUUAUACCUUUUGGUGCUGGGCGUAGAAUGUGUGUUGGUGUGAGCCUAGGUCUAAAGCUAGUUCAAUUACUCGUUGCUACCCUGGCCCACACAUUUGAUUGGGAGUUAGAGAAUGGAAAUGACCCCAAAAAGCUCAACAUGGACGAAGCAUUUGGGAUCACCCUUCAAAGAGCAGAGCCUUUAUUUGCCCACCCUCGCCCUAGGCUUUCACAACAUGUGUAUUCAUCAUUAUCAUCAUCAUUACUUGAAAUUUAG